UGACGGUGUGGUCCCCGGCGAGCCACAGUUUGCAAAGGAGGCAGGGUUACCAAGCUGGUUUUCAACGGUUGUGUGACGUGUGAAAGUGAAUGUGGGCUGUUAGCGACGUCUAAACUGGAAACUUUUGAAGCAAACUGCGGCUUAGCGUCGGCUCCACGAAGAAGACUGAGUAUGUGGUGAAUUGAAAUGAAGCUACAGUAUAUGUGCUUGGAUUAUGCGUUCGAUAUGUGGCCGCCCGGUCAUGUUGAGCUUGGAAUAUUUUGCUUCUUGGAUCAGGCGUUCGGAAAUGGAGUGUGCAGCCCUGGCCUUCUCUUAAGUAGUAAACCUAAAAAGAGAUAACUCACUAAAAUGGGUUCUUUUCAACAUCGUAUGUGGUCAGAUAACAAGCUCUGCACUGCGGAAGUAAGGUCGCGGGGUGAUCUCCCUUAGGAAGUCAUGACGUUUCGCUUUCGUUUUCCAUCCUUGAUGAGAGAAGCUGCAGCUGAGUUCGCUGCUACCUUCAUCUUACUGACUUUUGGAAUUGGAUCAGUGGCGCAGAUGGUUCUCAGUAAGGGGAAGUUUGGAACUUUCUUCUCUGUCAACUUUGGUUGGGGAAUUGGCGUAACGCUUGGCUGCUACUGGGCCGGUGGGAUUUCAGGAGCUCACAUGAACCCCGCGGUCACAUUGGCCUUUGCCGUCGUCGGGAGACUUCCAUGGAAGAAGGUUCCCGUAUAUUGGAUGGCACAGAUGUUGGGAGCUUUCGUCGCUUCGGCUUGUGUUUAUGGAGUUUAUUAUGAUGCAUUGAAUGCGUUUGAUGGAGGAGUACGACAGAUAUUGGGUGAUAGUGGAACUGCAGGGAUCUGGGCAACCUAUCCCCAGUCUUUCUUGUCUACAUGGAAUGGACUAGGAGACCAGGUGUUUGCCACAGCCCUGUUGGUCGGGUGCGUCUUCGCCAUCGUCGAUAAGAACAAUAAUGCUCCCGACCAAGGCGUGGCACCAGUCAUGAUAGGUCUGCUCGUAUUUGUGAUCGGCGCCACUUUCGGGUUCAAUUGUGGUUACGCUAUCAAUCCUGCGAGGGAUCUGGGACCAAGGUUAUUUACAGCAGUGGCUGGAUGGGGCAGUGGAGUAUUCACUGCGGCUAACAAUUGGUCGUGGGUUCCAGUCGUGGGAUGCAUGUUGGGCGGAGUCCUGGGUGCCCUGGUAUACAUUGUUCUUAUCGAAAUACACCACGUUCCAGGAGAUGAUGGGGAGACUGGUUACGAACUUCAGUCAGUCUUUUCAACUAAUCCCGAGUUUACAAGGUCUAGGACUCAAGAAAAUGGUCUGGGUAUGGGAAACAUGGCCUUUACUGAGGAUGGUAUGCGUCAACUUACUUGCCAGGGACCUACGAUGAGUGUGGUUGAAAAGACAUCUCAACUGUAACUAUUUGAUGAGUUGUUGCUGUGUAUUUAACGUGACCGCUUCAGAUUCGGAAAAAAAAAAUUAUUUUGGCUUUUGUAAUUGUGUAUUCUUACUCUGCAUCUUGGCUUUGCAUUGGAUUAAUGAAGUUGAUAGAGCCGCUGCAUGCAAAGAGUACAUUCCAGUGAUUUUUAAAAUGAAAUCAUGGCACUCGAUGUUCCGACUUAGUCACGCUUCAGUGAAUUUUUAAUUAUGACAUAUAUCAUCCUUUAAAAGACGUUUAUAACUAAUUAAUUAGAAUUUGCUAGAAAUGAAAGAAGUGCCUCGCAAUUUUUUGAAGAAAAAAAAUCAACUUAACAAAUCGUUGCGAUAUACUGCUUUUUUUAAUAAAUCUUCCAGCGCU
This is a messenger RNA of Pocillopora damicornis (cauliflower coral), 1780 nucleotides long. Its product is annotated as aquaporin-7. Gene Ontology annotation, molecular function: water channel activity; glycerol channel activity. Lineage: Eukaryota; Metazoa; Cnidaria; Anthozoa; Scleractinia; Pocilloporidae. Gene Ontology annotation, biological process: glycerol transmembrane transport; water transport. The record is from RefSeq and is a predicted model, not a curated record. Gene Ontology annotation, cellular component: basolateral plasma membrane; plasma membrane.